This is a messenger RNA of Symbiodinium sp. CCMP2592, 2259 nucleotides long. The record is from the annotation of a GenBank genome assembly. NCBI's taxonomy places the organism in Eukaryota, Dinophyceae, Suessiales, Symbiodiniaceae.
AUGCUUGCAAAGCAGUGUGUCGCCAUGGGCGUGGAUCUGGAAGAUAUAGACGUGUAUGGCCAGACGCCCCUAUUUUGGGCGGCAUCACGUGGUAACAUGUUAGUGGUCCAAUUCCUCUUCCAACUCGGCUUUGAGGUCAAUUUUAGGGACUACGCGAGGAAGACAGCGCUCUUUUUCGCCAUCGAGAACAGCCACCUUGAUGUGGCCGACUACCUGAUCGAACGUGCUGCGUCAACCAAGGUGCAGUCCAACCAGAAGAAAACACCGCAGGCGUUGCUGAAAGCAAUAAACCAUAAGCCUCCGCAGAGAAAGCGAAAGCUGGCUUCGCCAACACCGACUUGUGUCUGCCCUGGCGCUACAACUCGGAGCCACUUCGCAAAAUGGGAAUGGGCCCAGGCCCAAGAGGAGUCGGAGCCACUUAUCGAACGAAGCGAGGACAACGUAGUGCUGGAGAGCCACCAGUACUUUGUAUGCUCGAAUGCGAGAGGCUGUUCAAAGCGUUUGCGAUGCUCAGAGCUAGAAUUCGCAGCAGACCAUGCGCAUCUGCACCAGGAUACGAUGUGGUACCGCAGUUUGACUACCGAGCAAGCGGAGGCUUUCGUGCACGUCAACGCAGAUGAAGAACAAGCUCGAUUAAAAGUCAUUGAAGAGAUGGCGACCGGAGGUCGCCCGUCUGCCUUCACACUACCAGCAGUCUCACAGCAGACCCACACACUGGCGGGAUAUGUGCACGCAUCUUUCGCAGACCAGACUCUGGUCAUUAAGCACUGCAAAGUGGACCGCCCCCAUCAAGGUCGCGGCUUGGGAGGUCUGCUGAUCCAAGCGGCCGAGAAGCACGCUCAAAAGCUGGGAGCCGCCAUUUCAACAGUUAAACUUUCAGUGCUGGAGACCAACGAGCCGGCCAGAAAGUGCUACGCCAAGUCGGGCUUCCAAUAUUGCGGCGAAUCUCCGUCCAUCUUUCCGCCGUGCAACUGUCCUGCGGACAGUUGCCAUUGUGCUAAUAAGAUCAAGUGGCUGAGCAUGGAGAAGCGCGCACCAGCCAUCAGCUCAUCGCCCUCUCUGCUUCCACCUCCGGCACUUCCCGAAGCUGUUGGCCUAAAGUGGCAGCGGCUAUUGGGAUCGAGAGGUUUGAAGGUCGAUGAGCAACCUCUGCCCAAGCAGCAGGAGGGCCCAUUGUCGAGCGGUGCCGGCGCCGUGGAGGCGACAUUGGCCUGUCUCCGCGACAGUGACGGCUUUGCUCAUGUGGCGCUGUCUGCAGACCUCGCACAGAUUGACGGUCUCAUCGUGACCUUGCAGAGCGCUGUAACAUCUGCUGCCAACGCCUCGAGCCUAUGCUUCCAUGCCUUCGUCCUUCCCCAGCAGAAAGACUUCGUCAUCGAGGGCCUUCGAUGUGCCUUUGCGGAGACUUUGGUGGAGGAUGGUGCCGGCCGAGGUCUCUCCUGGCCCAUCCUGGGAGCCUUCCGACUCCACGGCCGGUCCCAGCUCAUCCUGCACGGUCUGAAUCCUGACCACAUCUGGGCCGAGGUUGGAAUGAACUCCACCGGCGUGCGUGCGAAUCAUUCGGCCUCUGCCAUCAUGCUUGGUGAGACAGACCUGAGCAACUCACUUCGCUCUGACACUGGGAACUUGGGAGCGGUGCACAACUUCGCGCGCUUCUCGCUCCACACCCUGCUUCCAGGACUGUCGCGAGUGGUGUAUCUGGACGUGGAUGUCGUUGUCAAGGGAGACCUCGCCGAGCUCUACAACGUCACCAUGAGCACAGUGAACGGUGCUCCGGGCACGGUGGCAGCUGUCCAGCGAAGCAACCAGCCUCUGCGGACUUAUGUCGACGUUCUGCAGCCAGCCGUUCCCAGUUGGCUGCCCAGCGAAGCGCCCUCCUUCAAUGCGGGUGUAAUGGUCAUCGACCUUGCGCGCUGGAGGCAGCGCCAUGCGUCACGUCUGGUUGCGGAGUGGAUCGAAAUGAACUCGCGCCGGCGCCUGUGGCUGCACGGAUCUCAGCCGCCCCUCCUACUGCUCUUCCAUGACGAGGUGGUAUCUCUGCACUGGUCCUGGAACGUGGAUGGGCUAGGGCAUCGCCUGAACUACCCCAAGCAUGUGCUGGCAGAGGCAAAGGUGCUUCACUGGACGGGGCCUUUGAAACCGUGGCGCCAUCACGGUGUGAACCGCAAGCUGUGGGAGCCCCACACGCGUGAGUACUGCCCGAAGUAUUCCAACCGGGAGCAUACGACGACUUGUCGGCCGGACAGCUGGUUCUGCUGA